AUCGAUAUGGUAUCGUAUCAUAUCGAAUUUAGUAUCAGCACAAAGCGCGGUUUGCAUCAAAACGUUCAUUUCAUUUAAAUAUUGUUAUUGUAAUUAAAAAUCCUCAUAAUAAGAAAGUAAUUAGUUAUGAAUAGCAAAGGAUCGUCGGUUCGCUCCCGUGCAAAUGAUACUGAUAAUGGCGUGUUAACACCAGUUUUAAAAAGCCGCGCCAGGCUGACUCCUAGUAACUUGAGACAUAGAAUUGUAUACAAACAAGAUUCUGCACCCAAAAAUCUAAAUUCUGUUGAAAAAAAAGGGGGUCGAGUUAACGAAAAUAAGCAAUCAACUUCAAGGUCACAUAUUACAGAAAAUUCUACAAACACACCGCGAGUCACUCCGCGCUCAACUGCCCUAAAUGCAUGUUAUACUCCAUCGUCCCUAUUUCGAAAUGGAGCGUCAACUCCUUUGAGUAUAUUGCGCACGCAACAGUCAACUCCAUCCACAAACAAAAAAUCUAAGCAAAACUAUGAAACAGUAUCUCAACAAAUUGGUACUGCAGACACGGAGAUUAGUAAUCUUACUGUGGUAGUAAGAGUUCGGCCAUUGAAUGCCCAAGAGUGCUCGUUGGUCAAAGUUUCAAAUGUAGUACGCGUUUGUGGAAAUAAGUUGACGGUUUCGGCGGGUAUGAAUGCGGAUUAUACGGCAGGUCUUACCCAUUCCUUCACCUAUGAUCAUGUUUUCGACUCUACUGACCCAGAUAAUAGCAAGUACGCAAACCAAGAAGGUGUGUUUGCAGGCACAGCUAUGCCAUUAAUAGAGCGAGCUUUUCAAGGUUACAAUGCUUGUCUUUUUGCAUAUGGUCAGACGGGAUCUGGAAAAUCUUACAGUAUGAUGGGCAUCGAAGCUUUAGACGACGAUGCUUCUGGAAAUAGUGCACCUCAUCCCGAAGCGGGGAUAAUUCCGCGAUUUUGUCGAGAGCUUUUUAAACGCAUUGAUAAAAUUAAACAUAUAAUACGUGCUGAAAUCGAAAUUAGUUACUUUGAAAUAUAUAAUGAAAAAAUCCAUGAUUUACUUUGUGUGACACAAAGCGAAGGCAAUUGCAGCAUUGGCAAUAUACAUAUAGCUAGCACUCAGGCGAAUACAAUUGGCAAUAGUCGACCUGCUUUAAAAGUGCGUGAACAUCCAAUUUGGGGUCCGUAUGUGGUGGAUCUAAGCGUCCAUCCUGUAGAUUCAUACGAAGCUAUGCGAAAUUGGCUUGCAGUAGGAAAUUCGCAACGUGCAACGGCUGCCACCGGCAUGAAUGAUAAGAGUUCGCGAUCGCAUUCAAUAUUCAAUAUUGUUCUGAAUCUGACUGAAGUUUCGGAUGACAAAGAUGGAAAUGGAACUUUGUCAGAAUUGGCUAUCUCGCCUAGGACCCAUCAAACACGACGAAGCAGGAUAAGUUUGGUCGAUUUGGCAGGAAGUGAACGUAUUUUGUCAGGCGGCACGAAUGGAGAUCGCAUACGUGAAGGUGUUAGUAUAAAUAAAAGUCUUUUAACUUUAGGCAAAGUAAUUGCUGCCUUAGCGGAUGCAAAGAAAACUUCAACAGGCGGAGCAGCUUUUGUACCUUACAGAGAUAGUGUACUGACGUGGCUACUAAGGGACGAAUGGAUAAGGAUUGAGCCAAGAGCUUGUCGCGUAUUUUACAACGCUUGCGAUGUUGUGUGUCCAGACACUAUUUUAGCUAUAAAAGCUUUGCUUUGCAAAGUUCCUAUAAAGUCUAGUGCAUAG
This is a messenger RNA of Rhagoletis zephyria (snowberry fruit fly), 1749 nucleotides long. RefSeq names its product kinesin-like protein KIF14. Lineage: Eukaryota; Metazoa; Arthropoda; Insecta; Diptera; Tephritidae. Gene Ontology annotation, molecular function: microtubule motor activity; microtubule binding; ATP binding. The record is from RefSeq and is a predicted model, not a curated record. Gene Ontology annotation, biological process: microtubule-based movement.